Molecule: messenger RNA, 2295 nt
Organism: Penicillium psychrosexuale
Lineage: Eukaryota; Fungi; Ascomycota; Eurotiomycetes; Eurotiales; Aspergillaceae
Product: bifunctional terpene synthase/polyprenyl synthetase family protein
Exons: 10
Biological process (GO): isoprenoid biosynthetic process
Molecular function (GO): prenyltransferase activity
Source: RefSeq, a predicted model, not a curated record
AUGGGAGAAACAAUAGCCGACGUGUAUGCGGAGAGCAUUGAUCCCGAGAUCUACGCCAAUAAUCCGGCAUACUCCUCUCUCUUUACCCCAUAUAUUCACAAGCAAACGAUAAUUGCCGAUCACGUUUCAGUACAAUGCCACAUAGACCUAAAUGGAAUUGAUGCCGUUGGGUCGAAGUUCGGCAAUCUCAAUGCACACGCGGGUAAUUUUACUUCACUGUGUGCGCCUAACUGCCUACCCGAAAGACUUGCGCUUGUCGCUUACACCGUGGAAUAUGCAUUCCUUCACGAUGAUGAAACCGAUAAUGCCGCUGAUCAAGAAGCUUUGUUGCUCGAAAACAAAAUGCUUCACCAGGCUAUUAAUCAGAGCAGUAUGACUUCUGUAUCGAACAGGGUUUCAGCUAAAGCACAACGCAAAUCCGAGGUCCAGGCCAAGAUCGCGGCCGAGUACCUGCGUCUGGAUCCCGUGUUCGGCGAAUUUUUCCUUAAAGCGUGGCAAACAUUCACUGCCUCGGUACAGGACGUGAGAAGUCUUGAAUUUCCCAGUCUGGAUGACUACCUGGAGUUCAGAAUUGUUGAUGCAGCAGCAGACUGGACACUUUAUAAUUUCCGAUGGGGAUCAGGCAUCACGCUCACCCCCGAGGAAGAAAAAAUCGCUGAUCCUAUGAGCUACGUCGCAUAUGCGGAAUUAUGCCUGGUAAAUGACUUGUUCUCUUGGGACAAGGAGUACGACGCUCAUGUCAAAAGCAAUGGCGAGGUGCCGUUAGUCAAUGCGGUACAUAUUGUCGCAGUUACACAGGGUCUGACACACUGCGCAGCAAAGGCGGUUGUCCAGGCGGAGAUCCGAGCCCACGAAGAGCGAUUUUGUUACUUGAAAGAACAGUACAAGGCGACGGCUAGCCCAUCAGAUUCAGUUCUCAACUGGCUGAAACUGCUCGAGCAUUCAAUGGCUGGAAACUGGGUUUGGAGUCUGUGUGUUCCUCGUUACUUCAAGGUUGAACGGAACCCGUAUAAAGACCACCUUGAGAAGUUUGGCAGUGAGGCUGUGCGAGUUCUCACGCCUGAAGAGCACCUUCGUGACUCAAAACAAGAGACCAAUGGCACUAAAGAGAUUGAACUGCAAGAACCUAAGUCAAGUGAGUAUAACACGCUAUCUCAGUUGGUUUCAAUCCGGCAAACGAGACUAACAAUAUUCCAGACAACACAGCAGAGAGUGAUGUCCUGGCGAAGUACACAUCUGGGUAUCCCACAGUCGAUGAGAAAUCCACAGCCCGUGUUAAAUCCCUACACAUACAUCAACUCUCUGCCUUCUAAGAACGUGAGACAGACAUUGAUAGCGGCUCUGAACUCAUGGUACAAGGUGCCCGUGAAGUCCCUCCUGAUCAUAGAGGGUGCAGUCAACUUCCUACACAACUCAUCAUUAUUGCUCGAUGACAUCCAGGACGGAAGUGUCCUCAGACGCGGAAGGCCAGUGGCGCAUCAGAUAUUUGGCGUUGGCCAAACCAUCAAUACUGCGACAUACCUGAUGAACGAAGCCUUGUAUCUCGUACAGAUGCUUUCCCCGUCUGCGGUUUCAGUUUACACAGAUGAAAUGCGUAACCUGCAGCUUGGACAGGGACGCGAUCUCCACUGGAGCUACCAUACGCAUGUACCGACCCCUGCGCAGUAUAUAAGCAUGGUUGACGGCAAGACUGGCGGUUUAUUCCGUCUUAUUAGCCGUCUGAUGAGAUCCGAGGCGACGGUGAAUAGGGACCUUGAUAUAAGUCAGUUUGCGACGUUGCUUGGAAGACAUUUCCAGAUCCGAGAUGACUACCAGAACCUUCAAAGCGAAGAUUACACAAAAAACAAGGGCUUCUGUGAUGAUCUCGAUGAAGGGAAGCUAUCUUUCCCAAUCAUCUUAUCAAUGCAAUCGCCAGGAUUCUCCAACACAGCGUUGUCAAGCGUGUUUAAGGGUUCCCAAAAAGGAGAUACCCUGUCACCUGAGAUGAAGCAGUACAUACUGGAGGAGAUCACUGCUCGGGGGGCAUUCUCUGAAACGAAGGCCGUGUUGAGAAAAUUGCACAUCGAACUGCUACGCCUGCUUAUGGAGACCGAAAAGAAAGCUGGUGGCAUAGAGAAUUGGGCGCUGCGCCUGUUGAUUAUGAAGCUGGACCUCGGGGAUGAAAAGAAAAAGGAGGCGCACAAGAGUGACUCUGCUUGGAAGGUCAACCAGCGACGAGCGUGGAAAGGAAGUCAGAAGAAUGGGCGGCCUAUUGAUAAGGCUUGCUUUUUGAGAGCUAUGGAAGAGGCGUCUCAG